AUGUUGGAACUUCUGCUGAACACGCGACAACGCAACCAGCUAAGAAACAGCGUGUUUAUACUCAAUGUUUACAGUAAUCCCACGGACUCCCGACAGCAGUUCAAGACGAUACUCAAUAAGUCCGUCGACCUGACCGGCACCCAUCCCCUUCUCGCCGUCGGGGACUUCAAUGCCCCGUACGGAUUAUGGGGCUACGUCUACGACACGAGCAAGGGCCGGGGUCUGUGGCAGAACGCCAACGAAAUGGGCCUCACGCUCAUCACGGGCAAGGCGUUCCCGACCCGUAUCGGCAACUCAGUGACGAGGGACAUCACCCCCGAUCUGGCAUUCGUGAAGAACGUUGACGCAGCCGAGUGGAGUAACACCGCAAUGGAUUUUGGUAGCGACCAUUACGUGCUCGAGACUCGCUUCGACGUCGCCCGAUGUAAAACAAGAGAGUGUACCGUCACAGAUUGGGAUCACUUUCGCAAGCUCCGCGGCAACGAAAGGGCACCCGCUCCCAGAGACCUGGAAGACUGGUGCGAGGGAAUCAAGAGUGACGCGGAGAGAUCCACUAAGAAGAUCGUCACCGAACUGCAGGUAGAGAUGAUGGAUAGCAGUCUAGCCCAUCUGGCUGAGUCCAAGCAGGCGCUGCUCCUCCGAUGUAAGGGAGAAAGGUUCAACCGAAGACUGCGGAAAAAGAUCUCAGAGCUCAACAAGGCCAUCGAAGAUCACUGUCGGACCCUGUGCAAGCAGCAAUGGGACGAGGUCUGCGACUCGAUCGACGGCCAGACGCGCAACGGCAAAGCCAGGCGCUUGCUCAAACAUCUCCUCGACGAGGGUUGCAAGAGAUCCAAUAGAAGACACACGCUUGCCAGAGCCCUGCACGAAGCUACCAGAUCCUGUUCCAGGGACAAGUUGGUUGCCAAGCUCUUGGAGAAGUAUCUGCCCGUAAAGCACGGCGAUGAGGAGGUACAGUUUCCCGAGAACCUUGGCCCGGCCCGUCCGGAGCUGGACGAGGACUUCACCGUGGCGGAAGUCAGGCAAGCCAUUUUUGCACUCAACAGCAAGUCGGCGCCGCGUUCCUACGGCAUCACCAAUAAGAUGCUGCGGAAUCUCGACGACCGUUCGAUUGAAUACGUCAACGAGAAGAUCAACGAGAGGUGGAGAAACGGCAGUGUCCCAGAAAAAUCGAAGACCACCAACACCGUCCUGAUCCACAAACAAGGCAAGGCUCCGAAUGUUGAUAACCUCUGUCCCAUCUAUCUGACGUCUUGCGUCGGGAUAGGGGCGGAGCACGUCGUUCUCAACAGAAUAAGCAGAUAUCUCGAAGACAACAGCGUCUAUAGCCACAACAUGAUUGGCUUCCGAGCCGGCCUGCCGACGCAGGACGCCAUGAAGAUGAUCAAACAUCAAAUCAUCGACCUCAAUACCAGGGACCCCAGGGCCUUGCUCGGACUCGACCUCGAGAAGGCGUUUGACAAAGCUCUCCAUGCAUACAUCCUGGCUUCUGUCGCGGACCUCGAACUGGGCCCCAGACUGUAUACCUACGUUCGGUCCUUCCUGACCGGAAGGAAAGCGAAGCUGCGAUUUGGUGACUUCGUCUCCGACGAAGUGCUCCUGGGCCUACGGGGUACGCCGCAAGUCUGUUAUUUCGCCCACUCUCUUCAACAUCUGCAUGGUCGGACUCUUGAGGAAGCUGGCCCAAGUCGAAGGUAUCAUGACAUCACGAUCUGCUCCACCGGCGGUAGUGAGGGCCAAGUAGAAAGUGCCCUGCAAGAUGCCGUAGACGUCUCGGAAGACUACCUGCUACCCACCGGACUCAGGUGCAACACGACCAAAUCCAAAGCACCUGCUUUACAGAAAAGAAAAAUGGGGCAGACCCAAGAGCUGGAAGCCGGUCUCUGA
Molecule: messenger RNA, 1887 nt
Organism: Rhipicephalus sanguineus (brown dog tick)
Lineage: Eukaryota; Metazoa; Arthropoda; Arachnida; Ixodida; Ixodidae
Exons: 1
Coding region: 1-1887 (628 amino acids)
Molecular function (GO): catalytic activity
Source: RefSeq, a predicted model, not a curated record